CUGGUCUGCCCCGUAUUCUACUUUCCUCUUUAGCCCAAAGGAGUCUUUCACAGUAUGACGUCCGAGUCAUCAUUCAGCAGCUCUUCAGAACACACGGGGGAUCCUAUAUCCUGUGAAGAGAAUGACAAUGAAAUGGACGAACGAAAAUUUCUUAAGAAUUGGACAUAUUGCAUCCGUUCGGAUUUUGCUUCAUUGUCUGGUGUGCCGGCCACUUGGGAGAAUGGCUAUCCAAAGUACUGGGGUCAGGAAGAAGCAAAGAUCUUUCUCGACGGGGAGGCGACCACCCCUGCCAUAAGUCCAGAUAAUCAGAUAAUUGCAAUAGGAAUUGCAAAUCAAAUUCACUUAUUCCGUGUGAACACCAAGGAGCGAGUCGAUGUGUUACAUGGACAUCCUGGGGAGGUAGUUACUGUCGCCUUUGCACCCAGCCUAGAUAAGGACUCGAUCGACAAGCCGGAUGCCCCACGCUAUUUGUUAUCAUCACAGAGUGAAGAAGAAGGUGGAGGAAACGGGUACAUUAUAGUAUGGGAGCUUGAUCAGUAUGGCAUGAAAAUGCCUUCCUCGAAAGAGGAACAAGAACAACAAUUCAUGCACUGUUUCCCCGGCGAAUUGGGCUCAUUCGGGGGGGCUGUCUUCAGUCCUGACGGUAAAACGAUGAUAUACAUCGUCCAAAACGUUACAAUUGACUAUUAUACUGGGAAUUGCCGUUACUCCCCCUGUGUUAUUCUCUGGGAUGUAGAUAGCCGAUUAAUUCGACAUCAGCUCCAAGAUCACACAGACAUUGUAAUAUGGAUCAGCAUCAGCCCAGAUAACUCCCUUGCUGCUUCCAUAUCGUGGGAUAGCACCGUGCGGAUCUGGGAUAUUCUCUCCGGCAAAUCCCUUCAUAUUAUUAGACCCUUGGGCGGCCAACUUUAUCCGGAUGGAAGAUUUUUGGCUGGUGGGCUUCAGAUUGGUGCACUUUGCCUGUGGGACCCUUAUACAGGAAUGGAGAAACAGAGAUGGUCUCUGCAUUUUGAUGAUUCUAUGAUGCAGGAAUACGCAACUAUUGGAGGCGUACAGUUUAUCGGCGACAAGUUGAUCUUCCGGAUACUUGAGGGAACGGUUGAGAUAUAUAAUCUGGCUACGAAUCUCAAGCAGCAGUUUACACGGGGACCAGACACUAAGAUCAGCAGGUGUCCACGCGGGGAAAUGGUCUGCUCGAGGGAUUCCAAGCUGCUUAUUAUCCCAGAUUCUGACGGAACCUUACGUUUCUGGAGACUAUAAAUGAUAGACAAGUACGAAAG
This is a messenger RNA of Aspergillus costaricaensis CBS 115574, 1280 nucleotides long. RefSeq names its product WD40 repeat domain-containing protein. The transcript has 2 exons. The record is from RefSeq and is a predicted model, not a curated record. Gene Ontology annotation, molecular function: protein binding. Lineage: Eukaryota; Fungi; Ascomycota; Eurotiomycetes; Eurotiales; Aspergillaceae. The coding region runs from base 55 to 1260 and encodes 401 amino acids.